CCACUGUUUCAGCUCACCCUCAGAUAGCUGAUCUGUCGUAAUACGGUCAAUAUCGUUUUCGUUAGUAAAUAGUCAGUAAUAUUAAAAUUAUGGUCUCCUGUGGUAAAUUUAACCUAUAAUGUAUUACCGAAUGUUUUGCAGUAGAAUACUAUACUCGAAUUGAUUCUUAGGACUGCAUUUGCGCCAUCACCUGACCAAUGACCAGCCUGUCAUACUUGCUGGGUUUGUAGUAUUUGUCUUGAUCCUGUAAUAGCGCCAGCAGCCGAUGCUACUUUGGCUAUUUCCCCUUCCCUUAUUCCUUCCUCCGGCAGCGUGGGCCAUCGUUAAGAGCUGCUACGAAUGUGACUCCAGCACCUUGCACCGGGACUGCCACAUCAACCGUACCGACCGCGUCACACAGUGCGCACCCGAUACGCAUUACUGUCGGCUUGAUUUCCUAAGCCGUGGAAACUUGGAUAGUACCAAACACCAAAUCAACAUACCCAUAAUCGAAGACAUCGCUCCGGUGGAGAGAGUGGACAAGUCCUAUGUCUACAUCACCGAGGAGACCAUGCACUCCAUCACGCUCAGCGGAGACAGCAUCAACAAUCCAUCCCUCUUUGAAGAGAUCGAAAAGCGUUCUCCUUCGCUCCCAGCCGAGCUGAAUAUUAACCCCAAAGGCCUGCAGACCGAUACCACCAGCACGUUGCCGGCCGGGAAGAGCUUCACCAUGCGGCUGAAAUCCGCGACGGACCGGCGGAUCGUGCUGACCGUGGCCAAUCCGCGCGUCGCCUUCACCUUCACCAAUUCCACGCUGCUGCAGCAGGUGCUCGGCUUCGAGACCGCCCAGAUGCCGCCGGGUACGAAAGAAAAGCGGGCAGAACGCUUCAUCCUGGGGCUGAACGGCGGGAAGAAGCUGACCGAGGAGUUUGUCGCCGCUCGGCCGAUGGAUUCGGGUGUGGCGAUUAUAUUAAAUCCGGCAUGGGUAGGAAGGUCGUGCGGUAAACCCGGCGUUCAGUUACCAGCCCAGCCGUCCACCAACCGCCUUUGGUGCCGGCAGGUCAGCAGCCGGGAUCGCAUCUGUCUGUGUGCGUCCGAUCAGUGCAACGGCGUCGUGACGGUCAACCAGAUAGAUCUGGUGGAGGCCGACCAAUUUCCGCCGGACCCGGGGUUCCGCGGCGGGCCAUGGCACGGGGGGAGUGACGGGACGGUCGCGCCAGCGAUGACAGCGGAUGCGGACACGGACGAUGGUGGUGGGCCCUGGCCUGAUGACGCCGGCGGGAACGACACGGUCAAACGAACGCCGCGCAACCAGGGUGGUGCAUCUUGUGGUCGACCGGGUAUCAUGGAAACAUCUGGAAGAACCGUUGUUGGACUGUUGGUUUGUUCGGUAAUGCGCGCGUCCAACUUGCGCACGAAGUUGUUCAGACUGAGUGUGAUAUUAUAAGAAGCAAGUCUUGGGUGUCUCGGUUAGCGCACAAUGCCCGCGUUGUCGGCAGAAAUUUUCAUUUGGACUUGCGUGAAACAUUCCUGUAAAGGAAUUACAUAACGAAUUUCACUGAAAGCAGGAGCGCCACAUGUUAUUCAUUUCCAAAAGCAGAGGAAUAAAUUCAGAAUCCGAUGACCGCAACUCCGCAAGAGAAUUUCAACGUUUCUGCGCAACGACUUGCAACUUAGCCGAAUUCGCGCGAAUGAUAAU
Molecule: messenger RNA, 1678 nt
Organism: Paramacrobiotus metropolitanus
Lineage: Eukaryota; Metazoa; Tardigrada; Eutardigrada; Parachela; Macrobiotidae
Exons: 5
Coding region: 266-1426 (386 amino acids)
Source: RefSeq, a predicted model, not a curated record